This is a messenger RNA of Aspergillus calidoustus, 918 nucleotides long. Lineage: Eukaryota; Fungi; Ascomycota; Eurotiomycetes; Eurotiales; Aspergillaceae. The record is from the annotation of a GenBank genome assembly.
AUGUCUCUCGACGAGAAACCCAACAUUGACGGCAUCUCUCCGGUCUCAUCCACAAGCCAUGCCCCGAAAACCAAUAUCACCGACAUAACGGCCCUCGACAACCUCCAAGUCCUCCCUAAAAUCCUCCAAGAGGGCAUCCUCUUCGUCGCAUCCGGCCCAGCGCUCCUCCUCCAAGCCGCCCAACCAGGCCUCAAAAACCGCCUCAGCCAAAGCAACCCUACAAACAACACCACCACCACCAGCAGCAGCACAACCCCCUCGCUCGCCGACGACCUAACCACAACCCUCCACGCAACCCUCAGCUACAUCGCCUGCCUCGUCUUCGGCGCCCGCGAAGAAAAAGAAGCCCUCCUCGACCGCCUCCGCCUCGGCCAACCCCCGUUUCCCAUUCCCACCACCAGCGCAGCAACAGACCCAAACACGCAGCUCUGGCUCCUCGCAACCCUCUACGCAACAGCGACAGACUUCUACCAGCGCAUCUACGGCCGCGUCGACUACCGCACCGCAGAGCGCGGCUACGCCGAGUUCGCGCUGAUCCUCCGGUGCCUCGACCCGGUCGUCCUCCCCGCAAGUCUGUGGCCGGCGUCCCGCGCGGACUUCUGGCGAUACUGGGACGACCAGAUUGAGACGCUGAGCGUCUCCGGCGACGCGCACAAGCUCGCGCAUGAUCUAGCGCAUGCGACGGAGCUGCCGCGGUGGGUUGGCUACAUGAAGCCGUUUAUGCGGGUUGUCACUGUGGAGAUGUUGCCCGUGCGGAUCCGCGAGGCGUACGGGCUCAAGAGUACCGUUGGGACGAGGGGGAUGUACAGAGCGACGAUGGGGUUCUCGGUUGCGGUGUACCCGGCUCUGCCAAAGUCGAUUCGGUCGUAUCCGGUGAAAUAUUAUUUGGAGGAAGUGAAGAGGGUUUUGAGGACUUGA